Cannabis sativa is the source of this 1884-nucleotide messenger RNA. RefSeq names its product 3-ketoacyl-CoA synthase 19. The coding region runs from base 157 to 1557 and encodes 466 amino acids. Gene Ontology annotation, molecular function: acyltransferase activity, transferring groups other than amino-acyl groups. Gene Ontology annotation, biological process: fatty acid biosynthetic process. The record is from RefSeq and is a predicted model, not a curated record. Gene Ontology annotation, cellular component: membrane. The transcript has a single exon. NCBI's taxonomy places the organism in Eukaryota, Viridiplantae, Streptophyta, Magnoliopsida, Rosales, Cannabaceae.
UUUGUAAAAAUACAAAAUAAUAUAAUAUUUCAUAAUUGUAUGAGCUAUUCCUAUAAAUAUGUAACAUAUAUUUAUGAAUCCUAUCUAAUAAUUUAUACUCUCAUUUAAUUCACCUCACAUAGCUAGGCUUGUUGGUUUAGCUUCAUUUAUUAAAAAAUGUCUCUGGUAUUUGGCAUGGAGUUCCUUAUGGUUGUGAGUAUAGUAGUUUCACUAUCAUACGCCCUAGCAUAUCUCCUUAACCAUCUUCUCCGACGACGAGACCAAUGUUGCUACAUGCUUGCCUACGAGUGUUACAAGCCCCCUGAGGAAACCAAACUCAGCACCGAUUCAUGUGCUCAAAUCGUCUUCCGAAACAAGAACCUGGGCGUCGAUGAGUACCGGUUCCUUCUCAAAACCAUGGUCAGUUCCGGCAUCGGAGAAGAAACCUACUGCCCAAAAAACGUAAUGGAAGGAAGAGAAGAGACUCCGACUCUUGCCGACGCCUUGGCCGAGAUGGACGAAGUCAUAUUCACCACACUCGACAACCUCUUCGCCAAAACGAAGUCGUUUAUUACUUCCCCAAGCGAGAUCGAUAUCCUCGUGGUCAACGUCUCGCUUCUCUCCGUGGCUCCUUCGUUGACUUCAAGAAUAGUCAACCGUUACAAGAUGAGAGAAAACGUCAUGUCGUUUAACCUCUCAGGGAUGGGUUGUAGCGCAAGCAUCGUCGCUAUAGAUCUUGUUCAACACUUGUUCAAGAAUCACAAGAAGGUUAACGCAAUCGUCAUUUCUACGGAGUCUUUUGGGCCUAAUUGGUAUUGUGGAAAAGAAAAAUCAAUGAUGCUUUCCAACUGUUUGUUCAGAUCAGGUGGUUGUUCUAUGCUCUUUACAAACAACCGUUGUCUUAAGCAAAGAGCCAUUUUACAGCUCAAACACCUCGUCAGAACCCAUCUUGGUGCCGAUGACGAGGCUUACCAGUGUUGUAUUCAGUUAGAAGAUGAUAAAGGGUACCAAGGUUUUCGACUCACUAAGAAACUCACCAAGGCUGCUUCCAAGGCUUUGAAGCUCAACCUCAAAGUUUUGGUGCCUAAGAUAUUACCCAUGAGAGAAUUACUUCGGUUUUUCAUAUCUAACAAUCUUAGAAACAAGAAACGUCACAACAAAACUUCAUUCGGUUUGAACUUUAAGACAGGAGCUGAACACUUUUGUAUUCACCCUGGAGGAAGGGCUGUGAUCGAUGGUGUUGGAAUGAGUCUAGGGUUGAGCGAGGAAGACCUUGAGCCGUCUCGAAUGGCGCUUCACCGGUUCGGAAACACAUCGGCGGGUGGGUUUUGGUACGUGUUGGGUUACAUGGAAGCUAAGAAGAGGUUAAAGAGAGGAGAUAGGAUUUUGAUGAUGAGUUUUGGAGCUGGUUUUAAGUGUAAUAAUUGUUUGUGGGAGGUGAUGAAGAACUUGGAUGAUGUCAAUGUGUGGAAAGACUGUAUUGACCAAUACCCUCCUAAGUCUUUGGUCAAUCCUUUCAUGGAGAAGUAUAGUUGGAUCAACGAUGAUUAUCUUGGCUUUGUUCGAUUUCAGCGUUAACAAAGUCUUAUAAUUGUCUCUUAAUAAUUAUUAUAAUCUCUCUCUCUACACUACUAGUGGUCCUAAUUAAUAAGAUACGCGCCGAGCGGCCAAAGCCAAUAUAUAUAGGAGUGUACUAUAGUUCCUUUACAGGUUCACUCUUAUAGUUAUAAGGUUAUAAUAAGUGUCAUUUUCUUUUAAUUCUAUAUCGUUUGAUUAUUAUAUAAGAUCUUCCCUCCUCUCAUAUAUAGAUAUGUAUAAUUAAUAAACAAUUUAAUAUAUAUGUUAUGAAUCAUUAAUCAUCCUUUGAUGAUAUAAUAAUUGAUGCUAUAUAUAUUUAUUAUACUA